Messenger RNA from Pelobates fuscus (common spadefoot toad), 1120 nucleotides. RefSeq names its product NADH-cytochrome b5 reductase 2. The record is from RefSeq and is a predicted model, not a curated record. The coding region runs from base 75 to 977 and encodes 300 amino acids. The transcript is spliced from 9 exons. NCBI's taxonomy places the organism in Eukaryota, Metazoa, Chordata, Amphibia, Anura, Pelobatidae. Gene Ontology annotation, molecular function: oxidoreductase activity; FAD binding.
GGCAUAGGGGGUUUAACCAGAGACAGCCUGGUGUCUUGAUAUUAGAAUCAGCGGUAGAUCUAACUAGCCCAGCCAUGGACUCUGGUGUGAUAGUAGCCCUAGCUGCAGUUGGGAUAACUGUGCUAAUCUUCCUGUUUAAAGCAUUAGGAUCUCAAGGCAAUAAAAAGUUAAUUACUCUUCUGGAUCCCAAUGUCAAGUAUCCACUACCUCUUAUUGACAAACAGGAAAUUAGCCACGACACUAAACGAUUCCGAUUUGGUCUCCCUUCAUCGGAGCAUAUUUUGGGUCUCCCCAUAGGACAACAUGUCUAUCUCUCUGCAAAGGUCAAUGGGUCCCUGGUGGUCCGGGCAUACACCCCUGUGUCUAGCGAUGAAGUUAAAGGCCAUGUUGACUUGGUUGUGAAGGUUUAUUACAAAAAUGUGAACCCUAAAUUCCCAGAUGGAGGAAAAAUGUCUCAGUAUUUGGACAGUUUGAAAAUAGGAGAUACCAUCGAUUUCCGGGGUCCAAAUGGUCUUCUUGUCUACAAAGGGAAAGGCAAAUUUGCCAUCAGACCAGAUAAGAAGUCUGAACCCAAGAUUAAAUACACAAAACAUAUUGGGAUGCUUGCAGGUGGAACAGGUAUUACUCCGAUGUUGCAGUUGAUACGUCACAUUACCCAGGAUCCUAGUGAUGACACCAAGUGCUACCUCAUUUUCGCUAAUCAGACUGAAGAAGACAUUCUGUUGCGUCCAGAAUUGGAAACCGUUGCCAAGAAUCACCCUGACCAAUUUAAGCUUUGGUACACCUUGGAUCGGCCACCUACUGGGUGGAAAUACGGGUCAGGAUUUGUCACUGCCGAUAUGAUUAAAGCCCACCUGCCAUCUCUUUCCGACAAGGGUCUUGUGCUUAUGUGUGGUCCUCCUCCGAUGAUACAGUUUGCGUGUCAAGACAACCUGACCAAACUAGGCUUCCCCGAUGAUAGAAGAUUUGCCUACUAGCCCAGAUCAAGCUCUUUGUUCAUCAGAACCAAAACACCCUCUGGUGUUGCCUUCCAUCAUUCCACAAAACACUGACAGAAAAAAGGAUAUUUUAAGGUUUUUUUUUGUAAACAUUUUUUAAUUCUAGUUUUUCUAUUUUUUUA